Drosophila innubila is the source of this 2234-nucleotide messenger RNA. It is a transcript of the gene Damm, whose product is annotated as mucin-3A. Gene Ontology annotation, cellular component: cytoplasm. The record is from RefSeq and is a predicted model, not a curated record. NCBI's taxonomy places the organism in Eukaryota, Metazoa, Arthropoda, Insecta, Diptera, Drosophilidae. The transcript has 4 exons. The coding region runs from base 128 to 1801 and encodes 557 amino acids. Gene Ontology annotation, biological process: apoptotic process; proteolysis.
GCCGGACUUUAGUGUCUAGUGAAACGUUGAAGUUGACGCUUCGGUGCGCGUCUUUUGUAGCUGAAAGCAAGAGCGAGAGACAAAGAAAGAGCGAGAGAGAGAGAGAAAGAGACAGAUUAAAGGCACAAUGGUGUGGUUUAGCAAGAAGAAAUCAACGGAUGAGGCACGAAGCAACGAUCAGGCGCUGGCGUUGCAGGAUCCGCGUACCCGGGUGCAUACAACCAGUGCCGCAACCUCAACGACAAAUACGGCCGUGCAGAAUUCGACGAUAAUUGAUAACAAUAAGAAUACCGUUACCUACAUGUCCACACGUCAGACGGUGACGCAUACCCAGCAGGCCCGUGUGACGGAAAUGACAACGCGACGCACACCAAGUCAAAAAGAGUUGGACGAGCUGUUUGCCCAGAUGGCCAUGAAUGGCGGUGGCACCACUAAAACCACCAGCACCACCACAAGCUCCAAGCGCACAAGUCCAUCGAGUCUUUAUGGUGUCGCACUGCGAUCGACGCCUUCGUUCAAGGCCAGCUCGGAGGCGAGACGUUCCAGCACCUUGGUGAAAACGGAGCAGGUGUCAGUGUCACAGAAGCAGGGACGCAGUGUUACCCAGCAUGUGGAGACACAGCGCGUGGUGUUUAAUCCACCAGGCACCAGCAAGCCCACCUGGCCACCAGCACCUAAUCCAACAACAACAAAAUCAGCCUCAAGUACUUCGCUGACACUGAAGCCCCUUGAUCGAAGCUAUGUCUCGCCAUAUGGCAAUAAGUCAGCCAGUGUGUCCAGUAAUUCCAUAUUCACAAAACCAACGCUAUCCACGCCCAAAACCACGGUAACUUCAAGUAUUUGGCCAACGGCUUCCACGCCCAAAACCACUGUCAAUUCCAGUGUCAGGCCAACGCUUUCCACACCCAAAACCACUGUAACCAGCAGUAUUUGGACGCCCAAAACCACUGUCAACUCCAGUGUAAAGCCGACGCUUGCCACGUCUAAGGUGACCACGCCGAAACCCUUUAUCAGUCUCAAUCCGAGUCAAGGAGCGGUACCGAAGCGAUCUUCUAUCUCCUCAGUCAGCUCCAGGGAUGCACAGGGUGAGCUGAAACCUUCAUCGCUAAUCACCCGAUCCACUUUGUCGAGUGUAAGCAAGAAGAAGCUAAAGCCGGCCGAGGUUGUCAUCUUCAAUCAUGAGAAAUUCGAUAAUCAAAAUGAAUUUCGGGUGGGCAGUGCUGAGGAUGUCAAGGCAUUGGAAAAGACCUUCAAGGCACUCAAAUGCAAUGUGAAAAUCAUUCCAAAUGCAACCUUGGAUGAGGUUCGAAGCAAUGUGCGCAAAUUGGAGCAAAAGAACUUUUCUGAUCGUUCGGCAUUGGUUCUCGUUAUGCUGAGUCAUGGACAACGCUAUGAUACCUUGGCCGCUAGAGAUGGUGAUUAUAAGCUCGAUGACGAUAUCAUCUUUCCCAUUGUGCGCAAUCGUACACUUCAAGACAAACCAAAGAUACUAUUUGUUCAGGCCUGCAAAGGAUCCAGAGAAAUUGGAGCAUUCAAGACGGACUCAGCACAGCCCCAUGGAGUUCCGAGUGAGAUUCUCAAGUGUUAUAGCACCUAUGAGGGUUAUGUCUCCUAUCGUCACGACGAUGGAACACCCUUUAUAAGGAGUCUCUGCGAUACGCUCAAAGCGAAGCCACACGUUGACAUUGCAACGAUCAUGGAGGAAGUACGUUGUCUGGUCAAAACUUAUACCCAGGAUGCCCAAAUACCAACUGUGACCACAACACUGACCACAAAAUACGUAUUCGGCGAUUAUACAUAAACUGCCUUUAGUAGGAACAUAUUUAUCCUGAGUUUGCCUUGUGAUUGUCAGCAUUAUAAUAUUUGGCUGUACGUUAGACCCAAUAAGCGAUAGAGACUGCAAAUCUAAUAAUAUAUAUAUAUUUAGUCAUAUUAUAAACUGAAGACAUACGAUGAUCUGCUCAUAAUUCACAAUUAAUUUGUAAGUUAUAUAUUAAUAAAGAUCAAUUAUAAAUCGGUUUCUAAAACUGAUACCGAAACUAUAGAAAAGAUAAAAACCUAUCUGUGUUUGUUCGCAUCACAGAUAACAUUUUAUCAAUUCUAUAAUUUCGAAUCUAUUAAUUUAGGCCUCUUCGUAAUCUUCUUCUUCAUAGAUGGAGUUGACAUCUCGAUAAUAGGAAUAUGCGACAACAUAAAAGUAACUACUUGUGGCUGUAAUAAAACAAAAGAUAACA